Molecule: messenger RNA, 1954 nt
Organism: Eriocheir sinensis (Chinese mitten crab)
Lineage: Eukaryota; Metazoa; Arthropoda; Malacostraca; Decapoda; Varunidae
Product: glutamate receptor ionotropic, kainate glr-3-like
Exons: 13
Coding region: 154-1929 (591 amino acids)
Cellular component (GO): membrane
Molecular function (GO): glutamate-gated receptor activity
Source: RefSeq, a predicted model, not a curated record
GUGGUGGCGGCGUGGGUGGCUGGGGUGGACCUCGCCGCGCCAGGACCCAGACGUUUGUACCCGAGCGACGCGAGCCUCGGGGGACAGGGAAAAGACUCGCUGCUGACGGUCAUCAAGUACAUCAUAGAAAACUUCCUCGGCUCGUGUGACAUCAUGGUGCUGUACGACCAGAGGGGCAGAGCGGCGGAUGCAGAGGCCCUCUUACGUGUCGGGCGUCCGGCGGUGGUGGAGGGCCUGCGUGCUGACGAAGGCGGUGACGGCAAUGCUCUGAGGCUGCCGGACGAGGCGCAGUUCCCCGGCGCAACUGACUGCCCGGCUUACUUCAUAUUCUCGGAAAAAGCCGAGUCGCUCCUCUCGCUGGUGGAGUCCUCGGGGUUCCAGUCACAGCUUCACUACCUGGGACGAUUCAUCUUCGUGACGGCCCAGGCGGCGGGGGCGGCGCGGCUCAUCCUGGACAACCCGGUCAUGGCUUGGCGGCCCCACGCCCUUGUCAUUAAAGCGUCCAGCGGGGUCAGGCAGGGCGUGAACUACGAGGUGUGGAGCCACGAGGUGUUCCGGGAGGACGUGGCGGAUAAGGAGCGCGUGCACCUGGUGGAGCGGUGGCGGCGCGGCGAGGCCCAGCGCGGCACCCACCUGUUCCCCGACAAGCUGAGUAACUUCUACGGCAACGAGCUACGGGCGGUGACCUUCGAGCACGCGCCUUCCAUAGUGGAGGUGGAGGAGAGCUCUGGCGACCACCACUACGACGGGAUCGACAUUCGGCUGCUGUACAUUCUGGCCGAUGCGCUCAACUUCCGCCUCAAGAUCGUGAACCCUUCGGACGGCGGCAAGUGGGGUUCCGCGCUGGACAACGGCACCUGGACGGGCCUAACCGGGGACCUGACGCAGCAUCGGGCACACAUGGGCGUCGCCAACCUCUUCAUCCACAUCCACUACCUAGAGGUCGUGGACAUGACGGUGCCGUACGACAUGGAGUUUGGCUGCUUCAUCACGCCGCUGCCCAAGCCUCUGCCGCAGUGGGUCGCCCUCUCGUACCCCUUCAGUCUCCAGGUGUGGGUGCUGACGAUGGUGUUCCUGGUGGUGGGCACGACGCUGCUCUACCUCGCCUCCCUCGCCGCCCGCGUCAUCCUCCAGAACGAGACGUGGGACGGCAGCUUCUCCCGCACCGUCUUCUACGCCGCCGGCAUCUUCCUGAGCGUCGGGAUGCCUCAGGUGCCGCGGAGUGACGUGACGCGGAGCUACUUCAUCAUGUGGGUGUGGUACGGGUUCCUGCUCACCGCUGUCUACCGCUCCUCCCUCACCGCCUUCCUCACCAUCCCCCUCUCGCAGGAGCCCAUUGACACGCUGCACCAGCUGGUAUCGUCGUCCCUCCCGGCCUGGGGCGCCACGGGUCUCACCUUCAAGAAGAUGCUGCAGGAGAACCCAGACCCGAUGGUGCAGCGGCUCGCCCUUCGCUAUCUGCCCGUGAGCGGCGCCGAGGAGGGCAUUAGGCUGACGGCGGAGCGGAAAUACGCCAUGAUGGAAAACCGGCAGUUCCUCGAGUACAUGAUCGCCACUAACUACACCAACAAGUACGGCGAGGAGACGCUGCACGUGAUGAGGGAGUGUUUCCUUCCUUUCAGGAUCGGUAUGGCCUUGCCCAAGAAGGCUCCCUACAAGCCCAACUUCGACAGGGUGGUGCGCCGCGUCGUGGAGGCCGGCCUGGUUCGCAAGUGGUUCAGCGACAUUCUGUUCAGCAGCAGGAAGCGAGGGACGGCGGGCGGCGGGGAGGAGAGCCGCAGCGAGGCGCUCACCGUGGACAACCUGCAGGGCGCGUGGCUGCUGCUGGGCGCCGGCUGGAGUGUGUCAGGGGCCGUCAUCCUGCUGGAACUGCUUUUUGGUUCGUCCGGCCGCCGCGUCAGUGCCGGCAGCCAUACGCCGCAGAAAUGAAAUUUUCAUGCAAACAUAAGAACAU